Trichoderma reesei QM6a is the source of this 1080-nucleotide messenger RNA. RefSeq names its product FAD-dependent oxidoreductase-like protein. Bases 1 to 1080 code for a protein of 359 amino acids. Lineage: Eukaryota; Fungi; Ascomycota; Sordariomycetes; Hypocreales; Hypocreaceae. The transcript has 4 exons. The record is from RefSeq and is a predicted model, not a curated record. Gene Ontology annotation, molecular function: FAD binding; D-amino-acid oxidase activity.
AUGGCCAAUGUGAUUGUCGUUGCAGGAGCCGGCGUGAGCGGUCUCACUUCAGCGCUUCUCCUUUCGAAAAACAAGGACAAUGUGAUUACCGUGGUCGCGAAGCACAUGCCUGGUGACUAUGACAUUGAAUAUGCCUCGCCUUGGGCCGGAGCAAAUGUCCUGCCGAUGGCCACGGAAGAGAAGAGCAGAUGGGAGCGCCGUACUUGGCCGGAGCUGAAGCGCCUGACGGAAGACGUCCCCGAAGCAGGCAUCCAUUUCCAAAAAGCACGCGUGUUUCGACGAAAGAAGGACGAAUCGGCUCCAGGCGUUCAUGUAGCAGAUCCUCUCUUCUCCGCGAACCCAUGGUACCAAUCCGUCCUCCCGGACUACCGCGAACUGGGUCCCAACGAAGUCAUCCCCGGCCACGAUUCCGGUUGUGAAUUCACGAGCCUGUGCAUCAACACGGCCAUCUAUCUCCCCUGGCUCGUGGGCCAGUGUCUCAAGAACGGCGUCGUCUUCAAAAGAGCCGUGCUGACCGACAUUCGCGAUGCCAAGGCCCUGAGCCACACCGGUCAGCCAGCAAAGAUCAUUGUGAAUGCCACGGCGCUGGGGUCGCUGAAACUCGGUGGUGUCAAGGACGAGACGAUGAUGCCUGCGCGAGGACAGGUUGUCGUUGUACGGAACGAGUACCAUCCCAUGAUAGCCACGUCUGGGACCGACGAUGGCGCCACGGAAAUCACAUACAUCAUGACCCGCGCGGCGGGCGGAGGGACGAUCCUGGGAGGGACGUACGACGUGGGUAACUGGGAGUCUGUGCCUGAUCCAAACGUUGCCGUGCGCAUCAUGAAGAGGGCCGUGGAUGUUGCGCCUGGGUUGACGGGCGGGAAGGGGAUCGAGGGGCUGAGCGUGAUUCGGCAUGGUGUUGGGCUGAGGCCGUAUCGGAGGGACGGGGUGAGGAUUGAGGCGGAGGAGAUGAAGGGGGAUGAUGGGGAGACGGUGGUUGUUGUGCAUAAUUAUGGGCAUGCGGGAUGGGGGUAUCAGGGGUCGUAUGGGUGUGCGGAGAGGGUUGUCGAGUUGGUGGAGGGGAUUGUGAGGGGAUGA